Acanthamoeba castellanii str. Neff is the source of this 561-nucleotide messenger RNA. RefSeq lists its product as uncharacterized. The record is from RefSeq and is a predicted model, not a curated record. Lineage: Eukaryota; Discosea; Longamoebia; Acanthamoebidae. The coding region runs from base 1 to 561 and encodes 186 amino acids. The transcript has a single exon.
AUGUCUGGCCUCCGUUUUGCGAUCCUGUUGGCGCUGCUGGCCGUGGCUGUUCGGACCACCUCGGCAUCGGCCCCCUGGAGGGCCUUCUUCUGCCCCGCCAGCUGCCCCCACUGCUUCUACGGCUUCGACUACCAGACCUGCUUUUCAAAGGACGGCCAGUACCAGAACGAGAACUUCACCGCCUUCUCCCUCGAGGCCAUCGCCAGCGACACCGCCGAGGGGUUCAACUUCACCGUCCUCUUCUACAACAACGCGUCGUGCUCCGGGCUGGAGCAAGUGGUCGCGCGCACGCCCAGCUGCGCGCUCGGCGCCUGCUGUGCCACGGGUCAGAUCACCCUCGGCAGCAAUUGGGAGUUUCACGCAUUCAGAGUGGCCAACAUGAACUCCUGGACCUCGCCCUCGCCCACACCGAAGCCGUGCGACAGCGACGACGACAAGCCGCCGCUGUGGACCGUCAUCGUGAUGGCCGCGCUGGGCGGCUCCUCGGCCGUGUUGCUCGUCGUCGUUGUGGGGCUGGUGUGCUGUCUGGUCAAGAGAGGCCAGUACCAAACCCUCAACUGA